Molecule: messenger RNA, 297 nt
Organism: Symbiodinium pilosum
Lineage: Eukaryota; Dinophyceae; Suessiales; Symbiodiniaceae
Source: the annotation of a GenBank genome assembly
GAGUGCCGCGGCCAGCAGGUGGUCUUGACCAACCGCAUCAGCACGGUCCUGGAGGCGAUGAUGAUGGAAGAGGUCUGGGCCGAGUCCGUGGGCACCAGCUCCAGAGCCACCCGCGCCUCGAUCCUGUCCACCUUCAGCUGGGCAAACAUGGGCAACACGGAGGCCGACUUGGGGUCGGCCGCCCUGGCCUGCCUCAUCGCCACCAUGGCCCUCACCAAGGACAAGGCGAGGGGCAUGAGGCUCAUGCGCGGCCUCGUGCAGCGCAACGCCACCGGCGCCACCUGGCCUGCUGACUGA